Pomacea canaliculata is the source of this 1025-nucleotide messenger RNA. Its product is annotated as fucolectin-like. NCBI's taxonomy places the organism in Eukaryota, Metazoa, Mollusca, Gastropoda, Architaenioglossa, Ampullariidae. The transcript is spliced from 3 exons. The record is from RefSeq and is a predicted model, not a curated record. The coding region runs from base 272 to 841 and encodes 189 amino acids.
ACUUAACUGACCAACCAUUGUUUUGCACUGAAAGGGAUACGGGGUCAGUUAUCAAUGCACCGUGAGUCGUAGUCGUCGUUAGAGAAACAACAUUUGACACCAUGACCACCACAGUCGUUGUCGGUAAUGCAUAUCCGUCUGUUGUAAACACACACACACAGCUCUGAGCUGAAGAAGUAUUUUAACAAGUUAUCUCACCAAAGCCAGGUAGACCAUCAUCACGGACAGGUUGAGAGACUUCACUAACACCGAGGACCGACACAUCAGCACAAUGACACACCUGGUGGGGAAACCUUUCUUCACACACCUGUGUCUGGACACACAUCGCUACACACAAGUGUUGUUUUGUAUGUACCUGUAUUUCUUCUCAGCUGUUCAUGCUUCUGAGAAUGUGGCGCUGAGAAAGCCGGCUCGUAUAAUCUCUACUUCAUACCUAUACGCAACGGCGGACAAGGCCGUAGAUGGCAACACCGAUGGUGACAUUUCUCACUACUCCUGUACCCACACUAAUGACAGCUACAACAACUGGUGGAAGGUGGACCUGAUGGGCUUCUACAACAUCACCAGCGUGCAGCUCUUCACUAGGACUGAUUGUUGCCCUUGGAGAUUACAAAACUUCGAAGUGCGUGUAUCUGACCUUGACCCGACGACCUUUCCUUCCGUUGAAGGACAGCGGUGCGUCUUCUUCAGUCAACAGGUGGAUGUCGCAGGAACUUUGCUCAACUGCACUCGUCCAAUCACAGGUCGCUUCGUCAGUUUGUACAAGGCUGCAGACGGUGCUCUCACCAUCUGCGAGAUUUUUGUCUUCGGGACGAAGCUCGACUUUUCUGGUAAAACUUAGCCUUAUAGUACAGACUCUUGUGUUAUCACGUGUGCACAUUGUAAGUCACGUGAUUGCUCGUCUUCAAGUGGCUAAUAUCGCGGCGAGUGUGAAUGAGUGAAUGUGUAUCCAAGUACAACACACUUGUACAUCAAGUACAUGUAAUAAUAAAUAGGUAUGGGUGUUUCAGAUACGUACCAACUAG